Jatropha curcas is the source of this 1987-nucleotide messenger RNA. RefSeq lists its product as uncharacterized. Gene Ontology annotation, molecular function: ATP binding; protein serine/threonine kinase activity. Gene Ontology annotation, biological process: regulation of mRNA processing; peptidyl-serine phosphorylation; spliceosomal complex assembly. The record is from RefSeq and is a predicted model, not a curated record. Lineage: Eukaryota; Viridiplantae; Streptophyta; Magnoliopsida; Malpighiales; Euphorbiaceae.
AAACCAACAAAUUUACAAAGACAAGACCCACAUAACACACCAAAGGCAGGAAAGUGGAAGGAAAAAGAGAAAAAAGUGGAGAAAACAGAGACAAUACCCUUCCCUUUGUAUUGAAGGCCACACAAUUUCGCAGUCUUCUCCUUCUCCCUCUCUCCUUCUCUCUCCCUUUACCUGCAAUAUACCCUUUUAACAUAUAAACAAAACCUAUCUUCUUCUCUUUCUCUUUGUUAAUCAAUACUGUAAUAAUCCAGAUCAAUCAAAGAUUCAUUCAGUGAUUGGUUGAUUGCAAGCUGCAACUCGAUCUGACUGCAACGAAACGAUGUCGUGUUCUUCUUCGUCGGGUUCUGAGUCUGAGGAUGAUGAGGGAAUCGACUCUUACAGGAAAGGUGGUUACCAUGCCGUUAGAGUCGGCGAUCAGUUUGCUGCUGGCCGUUAUAUUGCUCAGAGGAAGCUCGGCUGGGGCCAGUUUUCAACCGUCUGGCUUGCUUAUGACACUCAAUCCUCUAAUUAUGUUGCUCUUAAAAUCCAGAAAAGUGCAGCGCAAUUUGCUCAAGCUGCCCUUCAUGAAAUUGAAGUCCUUUCAGUUAUAGCUAACGGUGAUCCGUCUAAUGCCAAGUGUGUUGUGAGGCUGAUUGACCAUUUCAAGCACGCAGGACCAAAUGGGCAACAUCACUGCAUGGUCCUUGAGUUUCUCGGUGACAGCUUACUCCGUUUAAUCAGGCAUAGUCGUUACAGAGGUCUUCCUUUGAAUAAAGUUAGAGAGAUAUGCAAAUGCAUUUUGAUAGGCCUGGAUUACUUGCAUAGGGAACUUGGUUUGAUUCAUACUGACCUAAAACCUGAAAAUAUUCUUCUAAUUUCCACCAUCGAUCCUGCUAAGGAUCCAAUUAGAUCUGGCUUCACACCAAUUCUUCAAAGGCCUGAAGGUAGCCUUAAUGGUGGAGCUACAAUGAAUCUCAUUGAGAAGAAGUUGAAAAGAAGAGCUAAGAGGGCAGUUGCUAAGAUUGCAGAAAGACGGACUUCAAUGGGAGUACCUGUGAAAAAGCCCGAAAAAUGCUUGGAUGGGAUUGAUCUGAGGUGCAAGGUUGUUGAUUUUGGAAAUGCAUGUUGGGCUGAUAAACAGUUUGCAGAUGAGAUUCAAACAAGGCAAUAUAGGGCGCCUGAAGUCAUUCUGCGAUCCGGGUAUUCCUUCUCUGUUGAUAUGUGGUCAUUUGCUUGCACUGCUUUUGAGCUUGCUACAGGUGACAUGAUGUUUACUCCCAAGGUUGGACAAGGAUACAGUGAGGAUGAGGAUCACCUUGCUUUAAUGAUGGAACUCCUUGGAAAGAUGCCCCGAAAGAUAGCCAUUGGAGGAGCUCGAUCCAAGGAUUUCUUCGAUAGGUAUGGGGAUCUAAAAAGGAUUCGAAGGCUGAAAUUUUGGCCACUUGAUCGCUUGCUGAUUGAUAAAUACAAAUUUCCUGAGAACGAUGCUCGGGAGUUUUCAGAAUUUCUUUGUCCUCUUCUCGAUUUUACACCAGAGAAGCGGCCCACUGCUCAAAAGUGCCUGCAACACCCUUGGCUCAAUCUCAAUAGUUCUGCUCAGAUUGAGAUGAAAAAUGAAGAUGGAAUAGAAAAAUUGCACGUUGGGAUGAGCAACCUUCAACUUAAGUUGGGUAAGUGAAGAAGGGAUUUUAGGUGUUGGCACCAUUUUCAAGUCCCUCCCUCCGCCUAUAUGAAUAUUAAUUGUUCUUUUUAUUAUUUUUGGGUUUGUUACAUUUUUAAUAAGAUUUUUUUUUUCUUACUAUUGAUUAACUAAAAUGUAAAUUAGUAAUUGAUUAUUGUGAGGAAAUGACAUGAGAGGGAGAGAAUUAACUGCAAUGACAGUCAAUGGUAUCAGAACAAUAUACAUGCUUUCCACAUGUAAUUGAUUUUACAUUCAUAUUAGUAAAAGAAUGUGUUACAACAUAAAGGGUUUUGCCCCUUUUGAGAAUAGAAAUAAUGGUUGACUUCA